Messenger RNA from Owenia fusiformis, 1452 nucleotides. Lineage: Eukaryota; Metazoa; Annelida; Polychaeta; Sabellida; Oweniidae. The record is from the annotation of a GenBank genome assembly.
UCUGACACCGAGGCUGGUAAAUGUGCGCUUUGUGUAAUCAGAACACGCUCUAUUAUUUUAGUUUUUUCUUAAACGUCAGAUCGAUUUUGAUUGAUUUUGUGCAUCGUUUUUAAUAUCAAAGUCAUGGAGAAUACCGAGGAUUAUUUCAAAUCAAAUGUUCCAACGGCUGUAGAUAUUGUAUCAGGAUUGUAUCUUACUAUUGUUGGCAUUCUAAGCAUAACGCUUAACGUAUGUGUUCUGGCUGCCUGUUUUAUCAAACGCCAUGGAAUGAGACCCAUGGAGAUGUACAUAGUGUUUUUGGCAUUCAUAGACCUUUGCAUGUGCGUUUUGGCGUACCCCUUCGUCGUCGCUUCUCAGUUCUCAUUUAGAUGGCAAUUCGGAAUGACCGGGUGCAUAUGGUAUGGCUUUAUGGGCUCUCUAUUGGCGUAUUCAAAUAUCUAUACCCUUGGGAUGAUUGCCGCUGUGCGCUACUUGAAAACAUGUCACAGUGGAAGUGAGGUAAUUGCUUGCUUUGUUCCAAACAAAACUAAUAUCAAGAGAUCUGUCUGUAUUGCCUUCUUUGUAUCAUUCCUUUGGAGUAUUUCGCCUGUGAUUGGAUGGGGUGAAUACGACCUUGAACCUUGCGGCACGAGCUGCACAUUAAAGUGGUAUGACACCGGGGACAGUUCAUAUGUUAUAUGCACGUUUUUAUUUAACUUUGUUCUUCCGUUAGUGGCCAUUGUAUUUGGAUAUUCACGCAUAAUCAGUAAAAUCAACAGCGAUAGUACGAUUGUCGGCAAUACGUCCAGAUUUGCAGAAAGGCGACUGACAAAGGUCGGAAUCAGUGCAGCGGUUUGCUUUCUUGUGACGUGGGGACCAUACGCGACUUUCAGCGUGAUCGAGGCGUGCAAUGGAACUCACCAUAUUCCUGCUGCGCUAAAAGUUAUACCAACGUUAUUUGCUAAGUCGAACACGUUGUGUAAUCCUAUUAUAUACUACCUGAUAGUCCGUAGGUUUAGAAAUAUAGUGAAACACGAUGUGUUAUGGUGGAUUUUUGGCAAAAGAGAAGGAAAUCUUCCGACUAUCUCAUCUAUCCAUGGGGUACUCUCUGGAACUCGAAGUAGUCCAAGUAGGUCGCGAAGGAAACUUGCUGUACGUAUGAAUCUAGCAAAAGAUAGCUCAUCUGACCGCUAUAAACUAGAUGAUGAAGAUGAAAACGAUGCACACGCUUCAACAGUUAGUUUAUUUAAUACGUCGCCUCAAAAGCAAAUUGGAUUUCAAAUGGUUCCACGAGACCCAACAGUUACAACCGUUGACCCAUACAAGGGAAAGGAGAAAUCACAUUUAUAUAGGGAUAGGCUCGGUGCAUCGAGUCUUAAAGCUCCCGUGGGUCGUGUUUGUCAUGGGGGAAUGACAAUGAUCGACAUCAAAACAACCGGCGCGGCCAAUAGUGACAUGGCUAAUGUUGAAUAA